AUGGACUUCAAACCACCAAUGGCACAGCUCAAAGACUUAUUGCAGAUGGUGUGCCGUGACAUGACAAUGACACUGUCAGUGGUUCCGAGAUUGGCAGAGCACCUCUAUGCUGUCAAGACCGAGAGGGAUCGGAUCAAGAAGCAGCAGCUUGAGGAAGCUGGAGAUUUGGCUGGUGCCAACGCUAUCCCGCCACCAGGUGACCCGCCUAAGAAGAAGAAGGGCUUCUUUGAGGAAAUCUCCAAGGAUGAGGACUGUUGCAUUAAGUACGUCAAGGAGGUGCUGCGAGGCUUCAACCACUGCGCCAUGCGUUUGGGAGAGCGGCUGAAGUUUUGGAACAGCUCCUACCAGCCGAUCGUGUCUUCAGACAAGGAUACGUUCAUCAGGCGUUACAAGAAGACUGAGCGAUCCCUGACGAUCGUUGGGCAAGACAUCCAGCGCUACAAGGACGUACAGAGUGACAUCCAGCAGGAGGAGCCCAAGGCACCCACUCAAUGGCCGAACCGACUCUUGGAGUACUUUGAUAGCAACACGAAGACCUUCCACUCCGAGAUCAGUGACAUGGACGAACUCAAGAAUCGCAUCGCCUUAUUGGAGCAGUGCCGCAAGGAUGAUGCAGAAAUGGAGAACAAGAUCAAGCCCAUUGAGGACGCUAGGCCAGUCCUCCACGAGACCUUAGGCUUUGGAUCAGAGGUGGUGCCCUCUGAUGAGGAACUGCAGCGGAAGGCACAAAUGCGGCCACAGAUGGAGACCUUCCGGGAGACUCUGGUAGAAGCAGAGAUUCGCAUCAGCAAAUCCAAGAAGCAGAUGAAGGCAGGCCUCGAGCAAGAUCUUGGAAGCUUUGGGCAGAGCAUCCGGGAUGUCAAGACAGAUUUCGGCCGCCACGCACCAUACAAGAGCGAGGGCCUGACUCCUGAAACGGCCGCCUCGAUGCUACAAAACUACCGUAACCAGAUUGAAGCAAAGAGGAAGCUGGAAGCUGAAUUCCGACCGAAGCAAGAGCUCUUUGGGAUAGAGCCAGCCAACUACAAGGAGUUGGAAUGGGUGGAACAGGAGAUUGAGAAGCUCACGAUGGUUUGGGACAUUCGAGAUGGCUGGAACAAGGAAUGGGACAAACUUCGAUCUGGAAGCUUCCAGUCUCUGAACACAGACGACAUGGAUGAGUUGGCUAUGCAAUUCCUUGGUAAACUUCGGAAGGUCAUUGGAAAGGACAAGAAUGUGCAGAACUGGCAAGUAUAUCAAGACCUGAAGUCUGAUCUCGAAGUCUUCCGCAACAUGAUGCCUGUCAUCACACAUUUGCGUUCUGAUGCCAUGCGCGAGCGACAUAUUGAAGCGAUUGUGAAAGAAGUGAAGGAGGCAUUCAAUCCAAAAGACGCUGGCUUCACUCUCCAACGCGUCAUGGAUUUGGGCCUUCAAAAGCAUGCUGACCUGAUUGCUCGAUUGUGUGACGAUGCGAAGAAAGAGGCGAAGAUCGAGAACGGCUUGGAAGACAUUGCCAGGAUUUGGUCCACCAUGACCAUCGAUGUUGUGGAGCACAAGGGAGACGCGUUCAAAGUACGAAGCACGGAGGAGCUUUACCAGGCACUGGAUGAGAACAUCCAGGCCUUGUCCUCCUACAAGAGCUCUCCCUUCUAUUUGCCUUUCGCGCCAAAGGUGGAAUACUGGGAGAAGACCUUGGCUCACAUUUCAGAAGUUACUGAAUCCAUUCAGUCAGUUCAGAAGUCCUGGAUGUACUUGGAGAACGUCUUCCGUGGCUCGGAAGAUAUUCGACCUCACUUGCCCGAUGAGUCCAUUAUGUUCGACGAUGUGAACGAAGGAUUCAUCAACAUGAUGAGGAAAGUUUAUCAAGAGCCAUUGGCAACAAAAGCAUGCACGCAGCCGAAGAUGCUAGAGAACCUGCAGUCAUUCGAGGCCUCUUUGGAAAAUAUUCAAAAGAAGCUUAACGACUACUUGGAGAAGAAACGGCAGUUCUUUCCUCGCUUCUACUUCAUUUCCAAUGAUGACCUGCUUGAGAUUUUGGGCCAGGCUCGCGAUCCUGAGCAAGUUCAAAAGCACGUCAAGAAAUGUUUUGAAGGUGUAAAGUCGUUGGAGUUGCAGCCACCGGCACAGAAUCGCAGAUGGGAGGCAGUCGGCCUCAACGCCCCAGAUGGCGAGAGGGAGAAGUUGGUGGCGCCAGUGAAGCUUGAGGGGCCAGUGGAGGUGUGGUUGGGCUUGGUGGAGAAGCGUAUGUUCGAAUCUCUGAAGGCGCACCUUGUCAAGUGCCACAACAUGAACAUCAACCCCAAGGCAAUGAAGAAAGAGAAAUGGGUGAAAGAGUUCCUUGGCCAACUCCUGAUCACAUCUGGGCAAAUUGCUUGGACCACAGACUGUGCAGCAGCACUGGGUAAAGUGGAGAAGGGCCAGAAGAAUGCGCUGAGGAUGCUGAAGAGGACACAGAGUAAAUAUAUUUCGAAGCUCUGCGAGAUGAUCCGAAAACCUUUGACCAAGAUUGAGCGCAACAAGCUGGUGGCACUUAUCACAAUUGAAGUGCAUGCAAGAGACGUACAAGAUCGCAUGAUUAACCUGAAGACAGAAUCGCCCAGCAACUUCAAUUGGACCUCCCAGCUGCGCUUCGAGCUGCGGGACAGUCAGGAGGACUCCUCUGGUGGUCAGCCGGUGCAGACAUGCGUAGUUCUGCAAACCAACACAACGGCACCUUACGGCUACGAGUAUCAGGGCAACAACGGCCGUUUGGUGGUGACACCCAUGACUGACCGCUGCUAUAUGACUUUGACCACUGCCAUGCACCUGAAGCGAGGUGGCGCACCUGCAGGCCCUGCAGGCACAGGUAAGACUGAGUCAGUGAAAGACUUGGGCAAAGGCAUGGCGAUGUACGUCAUUGUUUUCAACUGCUCCGAUGGCUUGGACUACAAAUCCUUGGGCCGCAUGUUUUCGGGUUUGGCACAGUGUGGCUGCUGGGGCUGCUUCGAUGAGUUCAACCGCAUCGAUGUCUCUGUGUUGUCCGUGGUUGCAGUGCAAAUCAUGACCAUUCAGAAUGCCUUGAAAGAAGAGAAAGACAAGUUCCUGUUCGAGGACAUCCUGAUUAGCUUGAAGAGAACUUGUGCGGUCUUCAUCACGAUGAACCCCGGUUAUGCUGGACGUUCAGAGCUGCCAGACAAUCUGAAGGCAUUGUUCCGACCAGUGGCGAUGAUGGUCCCAGACCUUGCCAUGAUCAUGGAAAUCAUGCUGGUGUCAGAAGGCUUCAAGGACUUCAAGAUGUUAGCCAAGAAAAAGUUCACACUUUACCAGAUGAUGCUGCAGCAGAUGUCCAAGCAGCAUCACUAUGACUUCGGACUACGAAACAUCAAGUCCGUUCUGGGAUGUGCAGGUGCUUUGAAGCGCAAGGAGCCAGAUAUGCCAGAGCAAAUCCUUUUGAUGCGCGCAAUCAAUGACAUGAAUGCUCCCAAAUGGGUGUCACAAGAUGUUCCUCUUUAUCAAGCACUUCUGAGCGACAUUUUCCCAGGAGUGGAGCUUCCUGUCCCUGACUAUGGAAAGCUGGAGGAGGUGAUCAAUCAGGUUUUGGAAGAGAUGGGAUGCCAAAAAGUCAAGCAUUCUGUGGCAAAGUGCAUCAGCAUCUACGAGACAAAAAUCACCCGCCAUGGCAACAUGCUGGUGGGCGGAACGCUUGGUGGCAAGAGCGUGUGCUGGAAAACUUUGGCAAAGGCCAAGUGCAUCCUGAAGUCCAUGGGUCAGGAAGGCAUGGAGAAAGUUAUCUUUGACAUCAUCAAUCCAAAGUCAAUCACCAUGAACGAACUGUACGGCGCCUAUGACGCAGCCACAAUGAUGGAAUGGACCGAUGGUGUCCUGUCCUCGAUUAUGCGGCGCAUGUGCCAGGACGAGAAGCCGGACGAGAAGUGGUUGGUACUGGAUGGGCCUGUGGAUACUCUUUGGAUUGAGUCCAUGAAUACAGUGCUCGACGACAACAAGGUCUUGACGCUGAUCAACGGAGACCGAAUUUCAAUGCCUCCGAUGGUCCGGCUUCUUUUUGAGGUGGCCGAUCUUGCCCAAGCCUCGCCUGCCACCGUUUCCCGUGCUGGCAUGGUGUAUUUUGAUCCGCCAGACCUGGGAUGGGAGCCAUAUUUCAAGUCUUGGGUUGAGAACUUCAUUCCAGCCAACAGACAGACAGAUGUGAUGAACCUGGCAGAGAAGUGGAUUCCCAAGUGCCUCAAGAUUCGCAAAAACUGCGUUGAGCUUGCACCUAUCGUCGAUACCAAUGCGGUCAUGUCGCUGACUCGAUUGUAUGAGACAUUCGCGCCAAAAAUUGACAUUGAAAGCUUUGGAGAAAAGACCCUGGAAGCUUUGGACAAGCUGUUUGCAUUCUCCUUGAUCUGGUCAUUGGGAGCUUCCAUUACAGAGGCAUCCAGGCCGACCUUCGACCAAUGCGUGCGAGAAGUGGAGAAUUACUUCCCGGCGUCUCAAUCGAUCUACGAUUAUGCCUUCAACUUUGAGAAGGCGGACUUCGCACCCUGGGACGAGAAGCUGCCAAACCCCUUCCGGCCAGAGGAAGGAACCCCGUUCCACAAGAUUGUCGUGCCUACCACGGAUACCAUCCGAAAUCUCUUUAUUUUAAAGUCGCUGAACUCCAAGCAUUUCCACAGCCUUUUGGUGGGUUGCACUGGCACGGGCAAGACAAUCGCUGUUCAAGAGGCCAUCGCCGGGUUGGAAGAAACUUCGUGGACAUCCUUGACAAUCAACAUGUCAGCUAUGACGUCUUCAGGCAAGACGCAAGAAAUUAUUGAAAGCAAGAUCGAAAAGAGAAUCAAGAACAAGUUUGGUCCUGCUGGCAACAAGCGCAUGCUCAUGUUUGUGGACGACUUGAACAUGCCGAGGAAAGACACCUUUGGCUCACAACCACCUUUGGAACUUCUGCGGCAGUGGAUCGACUAUGGUUGCUGGUAUGAUCGCCAGAAGCAAACCCUGAGGUAUGCAGAAGGCAUUCACAUGGUCUCUGCUAUGGGACCACCUGGCGGUGGCCGCGCUGUGAUUUCUUCACGCUUGCAGAGCGCAGCCAACAAUCUUUGCUUUGUCAAUCCUGCCGACAGCCAGAUCAAGCGCAUUUUCAUGACGUUGGCCAGCAACAAGCUGAACACGUUCCAAAGCGAAGAGAUCAAGGCGCUUUCUGAGCCUUUGACAAUGACCACCAUCAACAUCUACACCCAAGUGAUUGACGGUUUUCUGCCAACACCUGAGAAGUGCCACUACCUCUUCAAUUUGCGGGAUAUUGCGAAGAUUUUUCAAGGGAUCUACUUGGCAGAUACUAAGGUCCACGAACAGAAGGAGCAGAUUGUCCGUCUUUGGUACCAUGAAUGCUGCCGUGUCUUCUGUGAUCGCCUCAUCAACCACGAGGAUCGUGAGAAGUUCCGGAGCCUACUUGACGCCGCAAUGGACAAUGGCCUCCAAGUAAGGCAGAAAGAGAUUGACGGUGGCGAUCCGGACUUUGUGUUCGCAUCCUUGGAUUUGACCAAUCCAGAAGCAGAAGAUGCCGUCUAUGACUACAUGCAAGACCGCAAUGGUGACUCAGGCCUCAAACGGUUCAUGGAAAGCAGGAACGAGGACUCCUAG
Durusdinium trenchii is the source of this 5598-nucleotide messenger RNA. NCBI's taxonomy places the organism in Eukaryota, Dinophyceae, Suessiales, Symbiodiniaceae. The record is from the annotation of a GenBank genome assembly.